Molecule: messenger RNA, 10196 nt
Organism: Bactrocera oleae (olive fruit fly)
Lineage: Eukaryota; Metazoa; Arthropoda; Insecta; Diptera; Tephritidae
Gene: hts
Product: adducin 1-like protein hts
Cellular component (GO): cytoskeleton; postsynaptic density; plasma membrane
Molecular function (GO): actin filament binding
Source: RefSeq, a predicted model, not a curated record
GAGUAGCGUUGAUUAGUCUGUAGUUGAUUGAAUUCGCUCGCAACGCCAAUUUGAGUAUCGUUGUAGCAGAGAACGUAAAUGUUCUUCUACGUUCUCUGGUUGUAGUCGACGUUCGGAUUAUCAGACGCAGUCGUUUCGUUGUUUCAUUCUAGUUGCUUUAUUCGUUUUCGAGUGCGUGUUGCGACAUAGCGGUAUUAUAUUUGCUUCGGUGCUGGCGCUAAAUUCUUCAAUUAGAUAUAAUUGUUGAAAGAAAAAUUCUUAUUUAAAUAGAGAGAAAAAUAGGCCGCUAGUGGCAAAGUCCGAAAUUUUGAAUUAUAUAUUUCUUGUUAUAUUUAGUGCAAAUUUGUUCGAAAUUGUUGUGACGGUAUCAUUUAAUAAUAAAUCAGUCUAUAGAAAAACCUACUAUCGUUCCGCGCAAAUAUCUAAUACAUAUUUACAACAAAAAAAAGCGGUAGCUAAUGCGACAGAAAAAGUGAAAAUUUGGAUGUGUUUUUAGUAUCGGGUUGAGUUUGAGAGCAGAACAAAAAGAAAAUUACUUUAUAAGAAGGGUUAAAAAGAGGACUACAAAGGCAGCCAGCGCACGCACUUGUGACAGAAGAAAAAGGUUUAAAAGAGAAGGCAAUCGCGGAUAAAAUCACGCAAUAAACGAUAUUGAAUUAAUCGGCAUUUUGGUGAUUGAAAAAAAAAUAGUAUUAACGUAAUACUAUACUUAUCUCAUGAUUGAUUGUUAAUUGGGUUUUUUCAGUCAUUUAAGGAAGGAUAUUAAAAAAAUUUAAAUAAAACAAAAUCAGCAACGGUAACAGUCUAAAUUUUUGUGUAGCAGACAGCCAUUGAAAAAUAUAUACAGAAACAGAUAUUAAAAUUAUAUAUAUAAACUUAUAUAUAACAGCCAUAAAUAAAAGUAAAAACAGCUACAAAUAUGACUGAAGUUGAACAGCAGCCACCGCCACAGAAUGGCAUAGACCUUUCCGCUGCCGAAGAGGAUGAUAGCAGUAAAGCGCGUCCAGCCGAUAUUGAGCAGGAUAUGCGCGAAAUGGAGCGUCGCAAACGUGUUGAGGCCAUUAUGGGUUCGAAACUCUUUCGCGAGGAAUUGGAACGCAUCGUGGAUUCUGCACGUGAUGGCGGCGGUAUACUGCAACAGUUAUCGGACAUAAUGGGUGUACCGACAUCGACGCGUGUCGGUAAUGUCUUCAAGGCCACCAAUUGUAUGCUGCCAAUUAAUGAUAUACGCGGCGUUGAAUCGAUGGGUUAUGCUAAGGGUGAAAAGAUUUUGCGUUGCAAAUUGGCUGCCACAUUCCGUUUGUUGGAUCUCUAUGGUUGGACGCAAGGGCUGGGCGCACAAAUUACCGCUCGUCUCAAGGUCGACCAGGAGAAUUUCUUGGUGAAUCCGUACGGUAUGAUGUAUCAUGAGAUCACAGCGUCAUCACUGAACAAGGUUGAUAUGCAGGGACAGGUUGUGGAGCAGGGCACCACCAAUUUCGGAGUGAAUAAGAAUCACUUUGCCCUGCACUCGGUGGUGCAUGCUGCCCGACCAGACAUCCGUUGCGCCAUCUAUAUUGGAUGCACACCUGUCGUUGCUGUUUCCUCGUUGAAGGUUGGUCUACUGCCAUUGACCCGUGAUGCUUGUGUUUUGGGCGAAGUGACCACACACUCGUACACGGGCACUCAAAUGGAUGCCGAUGAACGUGAUCGCUUGGUGCGCGCACUUGGUCCCAACUCCAAAGUAUUGAUACUCAGUAAUUAUGGUGCAUUGUGUUGUGGUGAAACCAUCGAGGAGGCAUUCUUUGCUGCCAGUCAUAUUGUGAAAGCCUGUGAAACACAAUUACAACUACUGCCAGUUGGCGUGGAUAAUUUGGUAUUGAUACCGGAGGAAUCACGCAAAGCUAUUUAUGCUGAAGCGCGCCGCCCACCUGAGGAUUUAGAGAAGAAAUUCGCCGCCGCUGUGGCCACAGUUGAGGCAAAUGCUGCCGAGGCCGCUGCAGCCAUUAGCGAAGCUGGUGGUGCUGCUGUUACCGUAAAGUCCACCACCGGGGCACCGAAGUGGCGCGUAGGUGGUGCUGAAUUUGAGGCACUCAUGCGUAUGUUGGAUAACGCCGGUUAUCGCACCGGUUACAUUUAUCGCCAUCCGUUGAUCAAGUCGGAUCCUCCGAAGCCGAAAAAUGAUGUUGAGCUGCCACCAGCGGUUAGCUCUCUGGGUUAUCUACUCGAAGAAGAGGAACUCUUGAAGCAGGGCAUCUGGAAGAAGGGUGACCUACGCAAAGGUGGUGAUCGCAGCCGAUGGCUUAACUCGCCAAAUGUCUACCAGAAGGUUGAGGUACUGGAAACUGGCACGCCCGAUCCCAAGAAAAUUACAAAGUGGGUAGCCGAAGGGUCACCAACACACUCGACACCAGUACGCAUCGAAGAUCCCUUGCAAUUUGUGCCAGCGGGAACAAAUCCAAAAGAGUUCAGGCGCUUACAACAACAAAUCAAAGACAAUCGCCGGGCUGAUAAAAUAUCCGCCGGUCCGCAAUCACACAUCCUCGAGGGUGUUACAUGGGAUGAGGCCAAUCGUAUUAAGGAUGCGACCGUUUCAUCGGCUGGUGAUCAUGUUGUGUUAAUGGGCGCAGCCUCUAAGGGUAUCAUACAACGUGGCUAUCAACAUAAUGCAGCUGUUUAUAAGGCACCAUAUGCUAAAAAUCCAUUCGAUAAUGUCACCGAUGAUGAAUUGAACGAAUACAAACGCACGGUAGAGCGUAAGAAGAAGAGCAUUCAUGGUGAAUAUACUGAUACUGAUUUCUCCGAAUCGGAGCCACUGAGUUCGAUGCCAAUCUCAGCACCACCACAGACGAAACAAAUAACAAUCGCAACUGCCGCAGUUAGUCAAUCAGAACCAGAAGAUGUUUCAGAACAUCAAGUGAUGAGAAUAGAAACCCAACAAGCGCCAAUUCCAAGCCAAGCCGAAGUAGUAUUGAGCGAUGCCAUAGAAACUCCUGAUAAUUUUGCCGAAGAAGAGGGAUAUGCAAAGCUUGAGCAAUAUCAAAAGUUCAUCGAAAUUGCGAAUGCAUGCAAAAAUUUGGCUAUAAACAACAGCAACAGCAAUAAUAUUAAUUGCAACAGAAAUAACAACAACAACAAUCAAUAUGGUACGCAUGCGAAUGAAUAUUUAAAUGCGACUAAUAUGAAUGUUGCCACAGCUGAGUCGACCGCACAGCGAAUCUAUCAAGCCAACAAAGAGAAUAUCUUUUGUGGCAAUAACAACAACAGCAACAGCCACAUCAAACGCAAUCCGGCGCUAAUAGCCGAACUCAAGAAAGACACAUUAUUUCAGCGUCAAAAGCACAAAUUACAACCGCAAGAUUAUGAACUGUUAGAGUGUACAAAUAGGCAGGUCCAAAAUAGUAGCCAUACGCCGACAAAGAGUAGUGACAUUGAAAAGAGUUUAAGGGGCCGCGUUUGUGACAGUGGUGGCGAGACAGUUGCCACACAAUGCCAUGAGUUUUUGGGGGGUGAUCUGCAACAACGUGUGCAAGUAGAGUCGGUAGGUUUUCGUCCCAUACAACCAGCUGAGCAGUGUUCUAAUGCAGCCGAGACCAUAGCCCAACAACCGCAAUUUUGUUACAUCGAUCCCAAUAAUAAUAACAGUAACAAUUCCGGCGUUGGUGCUGGUUGUGCGCACACACAUCACCAUUGUGUACAUCAACACCAACGCCACCAGCAUGCCGCGCCUACCGUCGGCAUCGUUACUCUGCCAAAUUUCGAACAGACCUUCGGUCAUUUGUUGGGACGUUCAACAACAGAUUUGUGUGCCGUGUACUAUGACAACUAUGCGCCCGUCUACGAACAAGUCUAUGAGAAAGCCAAUACCGUGUCCGUGGCCACAACCGAUACAGAUGAAGCAGAGAAUCCCUAUAAAAAAUCACACGCCUGUUGCACGCCAGCUGUUUGUGACAGUAUUUUUGAGUCGUUGCGCCGACCGCCGGCGAAUGACAACAAUCUCAUCUUCAACAUACCGUUCACUACCGAAUCGCCUGAUACGACUAGCACAUCGGCAAACACACCACGCAAAACUCGUAUCGAUAUGCCGCAAAAGCACGCCGCUGCUGACGGCAGUGGUGGUAAAAACCAAGCACAAGCUCAAGCUACAACUAGUCCCUAUCGCACACUGUCGCACUUCGGCUUCAAUUCACCGCAACGCGAUCCACAGCCCGAUCACAAGCAUAUACCCUGUGCCAAAGAGCAAAAGAAAUAUGUGCCGUUACGAAAAUCGAUCUCUUACGAGGAGAUUUUUUCAUCGCCUCGUUAUGUCGAUCUCUGCGAGUAUUGCUUUGAGAAAAUCGUACGUCUAAAGCCGGAGGUGGCACAGCAAACACAAGUGCGUAUGCGUAAUUUAUGCGAUUAUAAUGGCACGGGUGGUGCUAUAACUGGACGUGUGCCGGGCAGUACUUGUCCAGGCAUUAUGUAUCAGUCCGGCUCGGAUGGUAUGGCUUACGAUUAUGUAGAGUAUGCCAGUUCAGACACCACCGAGGAAACGUUGCCGCCAUUCUCCUCACAACUCGAACCGGUAAUGGAGGUGGUGGAGGAAGUUGAGCCGGACAGCAAUGAAGAUGCAACCGUGAAAGCUUUGCCGCCUCCAACGUAUACACAAACACUUAAUCGUACAUCGUCCAACUCUAGUUUUAUUGAGAAGAUUAUGCGUCUAAACUAUUCCGAGGAGUCGGCGGAUUGGAGUUAUGCGCAUACGCCGCACAAAGUCGCCAGUAGCACUAAUCUCACAUUGGAGCUGGAGCGAGCCAUUAUGGAAGAAAGUCAAAAGCAGCAGCACCAACAAUUGGGUAGAGAUUGCGCGCCAGCUAUGGAAGAGAAACACAACAAUACCGCUCGUGAAUCCGAAGUGGAGUUGGUGAAUGCAGAGAACGCCCUAAAGCCUUAUGUAAAUAUCGAAGAACCGUCAGAUUCACAAAACACUAAUUCAGCAGAUCGUGGUAGUAUAUCCGUUACGGAAAUUUGGGAGUUUAUGCAAUGGCCCGAUGAAGCCACCCCAUCACAAGCGGAAGGUACAGAUCAGUGUACCGAAUCCACAACAAAACAAAAUCCAAAUAACGGCGCUAUUUGUUUAUACUAUGAAAAUGCCAGCGAGCGUAUGGCACACGGUAAUGAACCAGACGAUAAAGCAAAUCCACUUACUAACGCCACACCACAAACCCCUGAUUAUAGCGAUCAACAUAAUGCCUCCGGCACAACAUCUGAUAACUCGGACAAUCAGGAGCGACGCCGUUCAUUAAUGACGCGCGAGGAACGCACUCGCCGUAAGCUCGUCUUUCAGGAACUCUGGGAAGAUCAUAUAUUCUUUUUUGAUGGUAAGGAGUUAAAUUCAUUGAGCGAUACCGAGUCGGCCAUUGAUGGACAACAACAAGAGCGAGGCGUUGCUAGUGCACGUACAAUCGAGGAUGCGGCUGCAGACGAUGAUAUUGGUAACGGCAAUAUUGAUGCAGAAGAAGAAGGUGCGAGUGCGCAAAUUAAAGAGCAGUCUACAACGCAGCUGCUCGAGGCAGAAGUCUUUAAUAGUCGUAGCGUGAUUCUAAAGAAUUGCCCAAGCGGUACUGCAAUGCGUAUGAGUGAUGAUUAUGAGGAUUUAAAUAAGCUUACGAAAUCAGAGACGGUAAUGAAAUUGCAGACAACUGAAAUAAGACGAUUUUCAAUACACGACCUGGCACACGCUCGUAGAGAGUAUGAAGAAUCGGCAAAUCAGGCGGCUUUAAUGCUGACAAUGGAAUCAGUUGAGGGUAAAACUCAAGAUGUGUGUGAACAUUCAAUUAAUCAUAUUGAUGUAGUGACGAGACCGCGUUCAACAACAGCUGAGAGGCUGCCCACGCCGCAAACUUCAAGCGUCACCAUAACAGCUGAGACAAUUAAUUGCUCUGAAGCAUCUGGACGCAACGAGCCGACUACUGCAGGCCUAGAAAUAUAUGAGAAUGACACAGUCGUAACAACCACAGCAGGCAGAACUUUAGGAAAGACAAAGACCAAAAACAUGCAGCCCAUUGAAACGAAAACUGCGGAAGCAUCACAAAGCACGUGUAUUACGCCGAACUUAGUUCAUAAAGCAGCAACUCAACGAGCUUCGACACCGACACCUUCUUUUAACAAACUCAAGUGCCGACGACUCUCAGCACCACAGCCACAAACCACCAUAUUUGAAGCUGAUCUGAAUAAUUCAAAGGUGUUCGCAGUCACGGGCGGCAGAAGCAGAUCAGUAAGUGAUGACGAACAAUCAGCACGCACAUACAAUAUCAGUACCUCACAGGAGGGUUUGUUUUUUCGUGAAGAUCAGUUGGAUGAGAUUGCUGUUGACUCUGUUGGUGGUCGAAUGCAUAGAGAAAUUGACGAAACUGCUACCGCUUUAGUUGAGAAGAACGUAAAAAAAGACAAAGCUGGGCAAAGUAAUUUUGCCUGUACUGUGAAAAACCACAACGAGGGCACUUCAGAGCUGGAAGUAGCGAAAAUCUUGAUAAACGAGCUCAGGGCACCAACUGUGGAGCGGGCGAAAGCCGGUAUGGCAUUACCAAUCAAUGACCAAAAAAACAAGUUAGAUCACAAUCCCAAUACUGUCACAAGAAACAUACCGGAUGUUACACGCGUCGCACAACUUACCGCCGAGGCAUUGAACGAGGCCUCAAGUAAAGUGUAUACUGCACCUAGAACAACAAAACGUCCACGGAAAAAAGCUAAUGUGCUGAGCAAAACGUCGAGCAAUGAAGCUUCGACUUCUAUACAAGCCGCAGCACAACGUACAGCGAAAGAGUUGAAAUCAAUGUGCGAACCCAAAUUCGAAGAGUACGUGCUCUUCAAGCAAAACAUACAAUCGCCAACCUCACCGACACUUAGCGCCGAUUGCGAGGCCGAAGAUUAUUUACGACUAAUUGAUAAGGAUGAUAUGGAGUUCGGAGCACUUUUGGAAUCCGACGAACAUGAGGAUCUCACUAAAUUGAGCGAAGAGUUCGAAGAGCUGCUGUUGAACGUCGAAAAUUUACAGUUGCAAACUCAAACACGUACGCGGCAACGUGGCGGCGAAGCGGAUUAUGCGAUUACUGAUGUUGACGAAAACGAUAUAGAUGAAUCAGAUAGUCAUUUCAAUGCAAUGGAACGUACAAUAUUGCGAAAAAUUAAAGAAAAUCAACUGAAGGAGAGUGAGGAGAUCUUCGAUAAAAUCGAUACGACUAUACGCAAUAAAAUGACGACAGCACAGAUCGAGCAGUUGGUUAAAGAACAGUCGUUAAAUAUGACCGAACACAACGCUGAUGAGUCGCACAGUUCGCACAGCACAUUCACGGCAUCCACCUCUGAUUCCAAAUUUUUGUCUGCACACACCACUUUGGGAGAGUCGGGUGGUGAUAGCAUAGUGCGAGAGCAUGCUAUGAUUGAAGUGACUCAGGAAGAAAGCGAUGGCGACUUAGACUGCAGACGUCAUGCAAGCAGCGUUGGCGCAUGUGCAUUGAGAAUGCACACAUCCGCGCUCAAUUUAAGACGUUCGCGUUCACUAACACCGUCAACAGGAAAUUGCGAACUCUCACCACCGCCACCGAAGCUUAAUAAGACAACUACACCGCCACAAGAGGAGCGCAGGUCGUUAAGUGCGCGUGACGAUUUGGGCGGGUGUAAACAUAAGACUGGAGCACGCACCUCAAGCAGAUGGCCACGUGCCAGCAGUUCCACGCCCGAAAUAAAGUCCUUAAAACGUAAUUUCAUAUUGGAAAAUAUACGCAAUGCAUCCAUACCGCGACACGGUAACAGCGGCAACGGUAGCGAUGUUCGAGGUAGUUGCGUUAAACGCUUGCAGGGCAAUGCACAGGCUAUAUUUUGCAAGAAUCCCUUCGGACCGUUGAGCGCAAAGGGCGAUAGCGGAAAAGUGCUCUUUACCAACAUGUCCAAUAGCAGUUUGACCAGUUCGACGACAUCCUCUAGCCGUACGGUGGUGAAAAGUAGCAGCCAGACUAGCAAACAGUUAAGUCCACGCAAUUCCUCAACUGGCGUCUAUACAUUCCAAUCGAAGUUAGUGCGCGGUUCGCCACGUUUCUGGGUGAGUCUUACACAACCCAGCGUUAAAAAGCUGCAGGCGCAAAAGCGACGUAGACGUUCACAGCAUCGCACGUUUCGUGUGGGUCCAAAUGAUUCCACAGGCAGUUUGCGCGACUACGCUGAGUUGCGUGACAAUGAGCAGGAGAGUCGGGAAGAGGAGUAUGAGUUAGAAGCAUGUGAAGCGGGAAUUGUCUGUCAUGAAACUGGUGUUGCGCAGAAAGACACAACGGAUGCCGUUAUGUGCACCACAAGUGCUCAAGAAGAGGCUCAAGCAGUCGCUAAUGAAGGCGCUGAACUGUCAGUUGGCGGUACUGAUGGUGUACAGCACGAGCUCGAAGCUCUCGGCGAACAAAUACAACAAUUGCAACCGCGGCUCGACAAAUACAAACGUAAAAUGCGCGAUUUCGGUGAUCACGUGUCCAAGUGUACGCGUCAUAUGGACGACUGCAUCGCGGUGCAGGGUGAUAUUGUCGAAGAGCAACGCCAAUUGCGCGAACAAAUGGCGCUGCAGCAAUAUGCGGAGCACGUAAUGUGUCAAGUGCACACUUACUCCAUCUCGGAGACGGAGGAUUAGUGUGUUUGGGUGGUAGGGGUUAAGGGUGUAGGCGGGCAUGGAACAGCAGCUGACAAUUUUUUGUGUGACUUUUAUAGUUCAAUAUAUUUUUUUCCAUUUUUUUAUCAUUUUAUAAUCUGCAAAAUUUGAGAAUUUAAAUGAAGUAAUAAGCAGGUUUGUUUAAAUUUUCAAAUUUUUCAAUUGGAAAAUGUAAUCAAGUGACAAAAAGUAUGAAAAAGAAAUAAUUUUGAUUGAUUGAGACAUUUGAAGAACAAUUUUGUAAAAUUUACUACGAUUAAUGCUUAUAUAAUUUAACUUUUUGGCGGAAUUGAAUAUUAAUGGCACUCAAUAUGCGAUUUCUGAAAAUAAAUAAUAUUAAAUAAUUAAUAAUAAUUUUUCAAACCGCCUUUGAAUUUAUGAAAACAUUUUUUUUUUUUAAAUUUAAUUUUUAUAAUAUUUUUUUUUAAAUUAAGCCUUUUAAUAUGAAAUUUUACAUGCUUUUGUAAAUUUAUCUACAAACAAAAUUUAUAUUUAAAAAAUGUAAGUGUGGCAUAAAGAAAUGAUAGUCGUUCUCGAUUAGUGUUUGCUACAUAAUUGUAAUAUUUAUAUCUUUUUUUUCGAAUAUCCCUAAUUUUAAGUAUUUUUAUAUAAAUACUUACUGCCAAAUUUUCUUAAGAAAUAAAAAACCUUCACAAUCACCAAAAUAAUAAUUUUAAUAAUAAUUGUUCCAAUUACAAAUUUCGAUGAAAAAAAAUAUAUAUGUCUAUCAAAGAAUUAUAUACAUAUAUAUUUUUUUACUUUUUGGAUAUCAAUUUAAAUAAUUUGUACGCUCGAUUUUUCAAAAUCCAAGUGUGUGAAAAAUGUUCUCAAAUCGCAACUUGCAUGAAUUUCAAAAUUCAAUAGUAAUGAAUUAAAUAGACACAACUCUUCUAUACAAAAUAUACAUAAAUACCACGCAACUGUCUCGUCGAAUGUCACCAACGCUACCGCUGAAACUAAAUUGUACGCUCUUUCUAAAACCACUUCUUUUUUCCUGAAAAAAUAUGAAAUUUAUUUUUACUUUUAACUCCUUACUUAUUUGUUACAUACAAAAUUAUUUUAUACCAACUACUGGAUUAUUCUAAAGAAUAAUUUUCUGUUUUGUUUUGUUCGCUCAAUACCGUUAUUUAAUCAUAUUCUCUCCGUUUUUAAUACAAAAUAUUGAAAUUUUUAAAUACUCUCUAAAAUUGCAUUUAUAAAAUCCACACGAUUUUAUUUCUUAUAUAUAAAUAAUGCACAACGAAAUUUGUAACCACUUGAAAUUCUGCAAAAAAUAUUAUAAUAUUUGUGAAAUUGAAUUAUUUAACUGUUUUUGUAUUUUAACUGUGUAUAAAUAUUGCAUAUUGAAUGGGCUUUGGUUUUCUGUAUUUUCACAUAUAACCUCGUAUAUAUGUAUAUAAUGCACUCACAUACGUAAAUGUAUCAAAAUGUAAAUAUAUUAGACCAAAUGAAAAUUUGCGGUGUCAUCAAUUUCAUGUAUCAUUUAACUCAUCGCCAUUUUCUAUGUGUAAAUAUAUGUAUGUAAUUGUUUGUGCAGCAACAUGAA